AUGCGUAAUUUUAUUGUUGAUCCUAAAUAUAGAAAAGCUUUUCGUCAUCGUAAGCAUGGUGGUCGAGAAUUAGAUCGUGGAUUAACAGCUAUGG
This is a messenger RNA of Rotaria sp. Silwood2, 94 nucleotides long. The record is from the annotation of a GenBank genome assembly. Lineage: Eukaryota; Metazoa; Rotifera; Eurotatoria; Philodinida; Philodinidae.